Molecule: messenger RNA, 1245 nt
Organism: Aedes aegypti (yellow fever mosquito)
Lineage: Eukaryota; Metazoa; Arthropoda; Insecta; Diptera; Culicidae
Product: CD63 antigen
Exons: 8
Coding region: 352-1101 (249 amino acids)
Cellular component (GO): membrane
Source: RefSeq, a predicted model, not a curated record
UUCAGUUCAGUAGUAUUGUAUCGCUUCAUCGGAGAGGACGUAAAACGUGACAUUCGGGCGGCAAACAAGCGUUUUAGAUUCUCAGUAGAGCUCAUUUGUUCACCUGUGGCGCAGUGUUAUCGGGCGGUGGAUGUUGUUAUAUUCACUUGUUUUUAUCGGAAAAAGUGCUACUUUGCAACGCAACUCAAACAUAGUUCAAGGUCGUUUGGGAUAUUGGAUCAAUCAUCUGCGUUGUGCUCGGUGCAAGUAAAGAGAGCAUAAAGUAGCAGUCAACGCAUGGUUAUAACCAUCGACCAACCUGAACUGGAUUCAACCUACAAAACGUGAACCGGAACCAUCGCAACCGACAAGAUGUCGCUCAGUACCAGCGCAAACCUGGUGAAAUAUCUCCUAUUUCUAUUUAACUUUCUUUUUGUGAUAACGGGUAUCACAAUUAUGGCCAUUGGCCUCACCGUGCAAGGUGCAUAUCACAACUUCAGGGAGAUUUUGGAUCCACAGUUCUUCAGCGUGCCAACCUUCCUGGUCGUAAUUGGCAGUUUCAUCUUCAUCAUUGCAUUCUUCGGAUGCUGCGGGGCCUACAAAGAGAACUACUGCAUGACGUUGACGUUUUCGAUCCUGUUGGUGUUCAUCUUUAUCUUGGAACUGGCGGCCGGCAUCAGUGGCUACGUGUUAAGAAAUGACACCUACAAUUUGGUUUCCAACACCUUGCAAAGCUCCAUGGGCAAGUACGGUGGCAACACGAGCAAUGAGAUCACCUACAUUUGGGACGAGAUCCAAGUUGAUUUCGACUGCUGUGGAGUCAAUAAUGCUUCCGACUGGGGUAAAACUAACGACAAGCUGUUCAAUGACACAUUUUUGCCAAUGAGUUGCUGUCGAACCACCACGGGUGCCAUCGGAACGGUUCGUUGCAUGGACCCCGACCACAAGGAAACACUACGCACGACAGGCUGCCUUAACUCGUUUGGAAGCUUUAUCAAGGCGCACGCGGUAAGCUUGGGAGCGGCCGGAAUUGCUAUUGCGGUUAUACAGUUCUUCGGAGUGCUUUUUGCAUGCUAUCUAUCGAAGCAAAUCAAACUGCAGCAAGGCCAUACUGGAUUCUAGUGCAAUAUUAGAGGAAAGACUGUGCAAUUGAGCGUGACUGGCAAUCGCGCAUGUUACUGAUGGUGUGAAUGAAAUCAUUAUCCAAUGUGAUCUUACCGCAACCGAAUAUAAUAUAUGUAUAAAUACAGUUAACAUCAUAUCAGG